Molecule: messenger RNA, 990 nt
Organism: Cannabis sativa
Lineage: Eukaryota; Viridiplantae; Streptophyta; Magnoliopsida; Rosales; Cannabaceae
Exons: 4
Coding region: 1-990 (329 amino acids)
Source: RefSeq, a predicted model, not a curated record
AUGAACCCUUGUGUCAUUUCUAGACAUCCUGUGUUGGCUCAUGGCACGGUCUCGCAGUUGAUGCACAUCGAUCGUAAGCAAUGGGAUCUUGAGGUCUUGCAUGAUUUGUUUGAGAUAAGGGAUAUCGAGUUCAUAAUGCAAGUUCCUCUAAGUUAUAAUGUUCAUGUUGAUUCUUGGUUUUGGGGUAAGGAGUCGAAUGGGUUUUAUUCAGUUAAGAGCUCCUACCGCUAUUUUCAAGAACUGAAAGGUGAAUGGGGUGUUCAGUUGGAGUCUGACUUAUGGAAGGUUCUCUGGAAAGUUAAAGUCCCCCCCAAGGUUCUUCACUUUGCUUGGAAAGCUAUCUCGGGGUGUCUCCCAACUCGUACCCAAUUGCGUACAAAACAUGUUCCUGUUGAUCCUCGCUGUGUGUUUUGUAAUUCUGAUGAAGAAACCAUUUUUCAUGUUUUGGCAUUUCUGUCAGGGGGUAGAGUGGCUUUGGUGGAUGAGCUCUUGAUGGUAGCAUGGGGUAUUUGGAAAGCUCGAAAUGAGCUUCUUUGGCAGGGUCGUUCUUCUCAGGCUGCGGAUGUGGUUCGAGUGGCAAGGUCGUGUCAUUCUAGUUGGUUGUUGGCUCAAGAGAACAGGUUUGAACCGCUGUUGUUUGAUGCUACUGUUGUUGGUAGCAGUGUUUUUUGGGUAAAGCCGCCUGCUGGGAUGCUGAAGAUCAACACGGAUGGGGCAAUUUUUGAGGCAACAACUCAAUAUGCUGUGGCUGAAGUAUUGAGUGUCAAGGAGGCCCUGAGUUGGUUGAAGUCGAAGAAUUUGUCCAAUGUGCUAGUUGAGACAGAUUGUAUUGUAGUUGUUCAAGCUCUUAAUAGUUCGGUUGCUCUUCCAUCAGUUUUUGCCGCACAUUGUGUUGCUCGCGGUGCUUGUUUUUGGUCUGAUCGUCUUUUUACUGAGAGCAAUGUUCCACAUGUUCUUCAGUCUAUUGUGUUAGCGGAUAUUGCUGUUUAA